GCCUCAUUCAUCCAUUCUUUUUUGUUUAUUCUCUCUAUCUAUUCACAUUCAUCAUUAACCAUGGCGAGGAAUAAUAAUAAUUCACUACUAUUUAUCUCCCUCUCUCUUUUGGUUUUGGGUUUAUUAUCCGGGUUAUGCUGUGGAGAGAAUAAGAGGGUGGUGGGGAUAUACGAGUUGAGGAGGGGGGAGUUCUCUGUGAAAGUUAGUAGCUGGGGUGCAACUAUUCUCUCCGUUAUUCUCCCUGAUAAUAAAGGGAAAUUGGAUGAUGUGGUUCUCGGGUACGAUAGGAUCGGCUCCUAUGUUAAUGAGACAACUUAUUUUGGAGCAUUGGUUGGUCGCGUCGCGAAUCGGAUCGGCGGAGCGCGUUUCACUCUAGGUGGAAAAACAUAUCAUUUGUACCCAAAUGAUGGGAAAAAUUCACUUCAUGGUGGUCACAGAGGAUUCAACCAAGUCAUUUGGGAUGUUAGAGAGAGAGUGGAGGGUGAAUUCCCCUACAUCACAUUUCACUACCAUAGCUUUGAUGGUGAACAAGGAUUUCCGGGCGAUCUCGACGUGUUUGUGACAUACAAGAUCGAUGAGGACUAUACGUUCAGCGUGAUGAUGCGAGCCGAGCCCCGAAACAAACCGACCCCGAUCAAUUUGGCCCAGCACAGCUACUGGAACCUCGGGGGGCACGCGAGUGGCACGAUUCUCAAAAACCUGGUCCAAAUCUUUGGUUCACACAUAACUCCAGUCGACAGAAACCUAAUCCCGACCGGAGAAAUCGCCCCAGUUGAGGGCACCCCAUACGACUUCCGCGAACCAAGGACGGUCGGUAGUGGGAUCGAUAACGUGCCGGGCGGGUACGACAUCAACUACGUACUCGAUGGGCCCGCGGACGGGCAGGGGGUGAAGAAGGUGGCGGUCGUGGAGGAGCCCCGGUCGGGCCGUGUUCUCGAAUUGUGGUCGAACCAACCUGGGGUGCAGUUCUAUACCGCGAAUUUUAUACAUCAUGUGCUAGGAAAAGAAGGGCACUAUUACGAGCAACAUUCCGCUUUAUGCCUCGAGACGCAGGAUUUUCCUGAUGCAAUUCACCACCCGAACUUUCCGAAUGAAGUUUAUGGGCCUAAUGAUGUUUAUAAGCAUUAUAUGCUCUAUAAGUUUUCCAUUAAGAAGUGAGAGUUUUGAGUGAGUGAGCAUAUUAAUUAUGUGCUUUAUUAAGUAGAGGGUUAAUUAGGGCUUUGUUUGGGUCUCUAUC
Messenger RNA from Ananas comosus (pineapple), 1237 nucleotides. RefSeq names its product aldose 1-epimerase-like. Gene Ontology annotation, molecular function: aldose 1-epimerase activity; carbohydrate binding. The transcript has 5 exons. The record is from RefSeq and is a predicted model, not a curated record. Gene Ontology annotation, biological process: beta-D-galactose catabolic process via UDP-galactose, Leloir pathway; glucose metabolic process. The coding region runs from base 61 to 1158 and encodes 365 amino acids. NCBI's taxonomy places the organism in Eukaryota, Viridiplantae, Streptophyta, Magnoliopsida, Poales, Bromeliaceae.